GCCUUCUCCUUCAUCUGCAACGUCUCAGCUCUCUCCUCUUCAUCUCCCUGCAAGGCUUUCAGUUUCAGAGCCUGUUCAGUUUCUUUUUCCUCUUCAUUUCGAGCCCCCCGUUACUAUUUUAUUUCCUCUAUUUAAGUAGCUGCUCGUCAGCACAGCUAGCAAAACACAGCCUUUCCUUUUCUUAGCUCCCCUGGAAAGGGAAAAAAAAGGUUCUAGCUUCACCUUCAUUUGUCAACUACCCAUCUCCAAAAAUGUCACCAGAGUCCGUCUUUGAGUGUUUUCCCUUCCUUCCUGGAACCGGGUCUUCGCCAUUUUUCAGUGUCGAGGUUGUUCUCUGCCUCAUUCUCUUUGUUUCCGUUUUCUCUUUCUGGUUAGCUCCAGGAGGCCUCGCUUGGGCUUUGUACAAGACAAAGUUCAAUGUUCAAUCUCGAACAGCUAUUCCUGGUCCUUCAGGUUGGCCUUUCCUUGGGAUGGUCUUGGCUUUUACAGAUUCCUUGACUCAUAGGGUUCUUGCUAAGAGCUCUCAGCUGGUCAAGUCGAAGUCUUUGAUGGCCUUUUCCGUGGGCUUCACUCGCUUCAUUAUCUCUAGCCAUCCUGAAACGGCUAAAGAGAUCUUGAACAGUUCAGCUUUUGCUGAUAGACCUGUUAAAGAAUCCGCUUAUGAGCUUUUGUUCCACAGAGCAAUGGGGUUUGCACCUUUUGGUGAGUACUGGAGGAAUUUGAGGAGGAUAUCAGCCACCCAUUUGUUUAGCCCUAAGAGAAUCGCUUCUUUUGGCCAUUUUAGGUCAGAAAUAGGGCUGAAAAUGGUGGAUGAGAUAAGGGGUUUAGUGGAGAGAGAUGGCGAGGUUGAGGUUAGGAAGGUAUUGCACUUUGGGUCACUAAACAAUGUCAUGAAAAGUGUGUUUGGGAGGAGUUACGAGUUCAAUGAUCACAAGAAUAUUGAUGCCUGUGAGCUUGAGGGUUUGGUGAGCGAAGGUUAUGAAUUGCUUGGAAUUUUUAACUGGAGUGACCAUUUUCCUUUCCUGGGGUGGUUGGAUUUGCAAGGAGUGAGGAAGAGAUGUAGAAACCUGGUCUCAAAGGUGAACGUUUUUGUAGGGAAGAUCGUAGAGGAACACAGGAUGAGGAGGGCUGAGAAUGGUAGAGGCUCUGAUGAUAAUUCUGGUGAUUUUGUUGACGUGUUGCUGGAUUUGCAGGAGGAGAACAAGCUCAACGACUCUGAUAUGAUUGCUGUUUUAUGGGAAAUGAUCUUUAGGGGUACUGAUACAGUGGCUAUCCUCCUUGAAUGGAUUCUUGCAAGAAUGGUUCUACAUCCAGAUGUCCAAUCCAAAGUCCAGUCUGAAAUCGACACUGUCGUCGGCAGCAACCGGCCAGUCUCCGAUUCUGACCUGCCUAACCUCCCUUACCUCCGUGCCAUUGUGAAAGAAACAUUAAGAAUGCACCCACCAGGUCCUCUCCUCUCCUGGGCUAGGCUAGCCAUCCAUGACACCCAUAUAGGCCCCCAUUUUAUCCCUGCCGGCACCACUGCUAUGGUCAACAUGUGGUCCAUAACCCACGACGAGCAGUUCUGGUCAGAGCCGGAGGAAUUCAAGCCGGAAAGGUUCAUGGAUGAAGAUGUUGCUAUCAUGGGUUCUGAUCUCAGGUUGGCUCCCUUCGGUUCAGGAAGAAGGGUUUGUCCUGGCAAGGCUAUGGGCUUAGCAACUGUGGAGCUUUGGCUUGCUCAGCUGCUCCAAAAACUGAACUGGGUUGCUGGUGAAUCUGCAGUCGAUUUGUCUGAAAAACUGAAGCUCUCCCUGGAGAUGAAGAACUCCUUGGUUUGCAAAGCUAUGCCUAGGGUUUCUGCCUGAUAUCCAACAUAACAUGGAUAUCAUCAAAUUAAGUUUGGUUUGGCUUGCUGUUGUUAAUCUCCUCUAUGGUUUUUCAAAUCUCUGAAAUGGGGAGAUAAUCAAACAAAAACAAUAAAACGAAGUUAGUUUGGUUUGUGGGGAUCAAUUAGGUUUUUUAGCAAGUAUUGUGUUGGUGUUUCUAGUGUCAUUGUGAAAAAAGAAAGAUGCAUGAUGAAAUAUCAGGUCUUGGCUUGAAAACUUUCAGUGCACUUGUGUAUAAAAGUUUGCCAAAUAUCAAUGCAACAGUUUGUUUUGUGUUCGUAA
Manihot esculenta (cassava) is the source of this 2147-nucleotide messenger RNA. Its product is annotated as cytochrome P450 78A5. The record is from RefSeq and is a predicted model, not a curated record. The coding region runs from base 252 to 1844 and encodes 530 amino acids. The transcript has 2 exons. Lineage: Eukaryota; Viridiplantae; Streptophyta; Magnoliopsida; Malpighiales; Euphorbiaceae. Gene Ontology annotation, molecular function: heme binding; monooxygenase activity; oxidoreductase activity, acting on paired donors, with incorporation or reduction of molecular oxygen.